AAUUUAUUACAUUGAAUGUAACUCACACACUGCAACUAAAUUCCAUAUCAUUUUCAUAAUCUAGUACUCAAGAACCAAGUGAACUGCCACACGAGUAACUAUUACUACUAUUCCACUUGAGGCUGCAGCUACUUCCACUUCUCCCUCCUUCAAUCCCAGUUGAAAACAAGGUUUUUUUUUUUUUUUUUUUUUUUUUUUUUUCUUAAUUAUGAUUUGUUGUUUAUGGGUUCGGAGUGAAGAUUACAACGUAAUCUUUACAAAUUCCCUGUAUGUUGUCACAUGAAAAAACAACAUGAGUGUUUUCAGGUGCUACCCUUGCUUAGAUCUUGAAUCUAUGGUUUUUCCGAUCGCGUUUGCUGUAAUGAUUCUUGUUUUUCCGGUGGGUGAAGCAGCGGAGCUGUCGGCGCGCUCGCUCGACGCACUGCUUCAAGAACGGGCGUUCCGGGCACUUGUUAGGCCGAAAACCGGCGUUCCAUACGCCGGGAAAGUGCCGGCCGGCCUGGCCGGAAUUGGGGUUUCGGCGUUGAGGCUGAGGAGUGGGAGCAUGCGGCGGAAAGGUUUCGGGAAUUUCAAGGAAUUUACCGUUCCGGUCGGAGUGGUGGCGCAGCCGUACGUGGAGAGGCUGGUUCUGGUUUACCACAAUUUAGGAAACUGGUCCGAUGUUUAUUACCCUCUGCCGGAAGGUUACGUCCAUUUGACGCCGGUGUUAGGCCUCCUGGCCUACGACGCCGCCAAUCUGUCGGCUUCGGAGCUGCCGGAGCUCGAGCUCCGGGCGUCGGAGAAUCCGAUGCUGAUCAAAUUCUCAUCGCUGAAACCGCCGCCCACGGCGGCGGAAACGGCGGCGACGGGAACAAUGUCAGCCAAAUGCGUGUUCUUUGAUCUGCACGGAUCUUUGGAGUUCGACAACGUGGUCGACGGGAACAUAUGCAGAGGGACAAAACACGGCCAUUUUUCCAUAAUCCUCGAGUUUACAGUUCCGGUGCCAGCUCCGGCGGUGGCGGCUACCGGAGAAGACAACACAAACAAGAAGGAAAAUAAAAAGGGGGAUAAUAAAAUCCUAUGGGUGACGUUCGGGACAGUGAUUGGAGCAGUUGUGAUGGCGAUUUUCUUGAUCUUCAUUUUCGUGUGUACGAGGAAAAAUAGGCGGCAGGAGAGGAUACAUAGAAUGGAAGAGGCGUCGGAACGCGGCGUGCCGCUGCCGAUGGCAACUGUCGGCCACACUCGUGCCCCCGUGGCUUCCAAGACUCGGACCAAGCCAUUGUUAGAGAGUGAAUAUGUUGUUUAAUU
This is a messenger RNA of Ipomoea nil (Japanese morning glory), 1287 nucleotides long. RefSeq lists its product as uncharacterized. The transcript has a single exon. Gene Ontology annotation, cellular component: membrane. NCBI's taxonomy places the organism in Eukaryota, Viridiplantae, Streptophyta, Magnoliopsida, Solanales, Convolvulaceae. The coding region runs from base 293 to 1285 and encodes 330 amino acids. The record is from RefSeq and is a predicted model, not a curated record.